Molecule: messenger RNA, 1068 nt
Organism: Plasmodium vivax (malaria parasite P. vivax)
Lineage: Eukaryota; Apicomplexa; Aconoidasida; Haemosporida; Plasmodiidae
Product: Pfs38, putative
Exons: 1
Coding region: 1-1068 (355 amino acids)
Biological process (GO): symbiont entry into host
Cellular component (GO): cell surface; plasma membrane
Source: RefSeq, a predicted model, not a curated record
AUGAGGCCCGCGAGGGGACCCGGUCGGGUGGCGGCGGUGCUGCUAAGCUGGGUGCUGCUCACCUGGCUGCAAGUGGCCAUGUCGAAGCGCCACGUGGACCUGUCCAGCUCGGCCAAGAGCGUCUUCCUGUUGAACGUAGCCCCAGGAGACACGGUGGUGUACACGUGUCCCUACACCUUCAACAGAGAAAUGCAAAACAUGUGUGCCCGCGAAAAGGAAUAUUUCGAUAAGAAGCUCUUCUGUUUCGAGCACGUCAUUAUAAAUAGGAAUGUAUUUCUCUUGAGGGACUACGUGAGGGGAGCAUACAGCAUGGUAAGUAAGUACGUAAAUAAUGUUUACACUGCACAGUUUACAGUACCCCCAGUGGUCCUUAUGAACCGACACUUCGAAUGUUACUGCUAUAUGGAUGAUGGGAAUAGGGUGGUGAAGAAGACACUGAAGGUGCAUAUCUCCAAGGGGGUAGUUAGGAAGACCCCUGGAUGUGACUUCAACGAUGAUUAUAGGGAAACGACUGCCAUCACAACCUUCAGCAAUAUGAAUCGGAACAACGUUAAGGUGUGCGAUAGCUACCCGAAGGGGGGAGACACCAUCGCUCUGCUGUGCCCUGUCAACUACACCAUCCAACCGGAGGGGUGCUUCGAUCAGGUGUACAUAAAAAAAGGGGACAUUCAAAAUGAUAAAAAUAAAUUGGAAGAACGAUUCAACGUUAGUCGUAAAUGGGAGGCAGACAAAUAUAAAGUGGUUAACAUAGAGACCCUUUUCGGUCAGAAGUUAAACAGCUUGGGGGAUGAAAUGAGCAGAUUUGCAAAAGUCCCCGUGACAAAUGAAGAAAUCAGUUUUACCUGCACAUGUCAGGCAAAUGAUGGCUCAGAUACGCUCAUGAUGAAUGUGUAUAUGAACGAAAGUUACGAUAAGUUUGUCAAGUCCAAUCACGACAGGGGGGAGCACUCCAAGCAUAACUUCUCCUCCACUACGGUUACUGAGCGCGAGGAGCGCAGCGGUGGGUCUGCUUCCUUUUUCGGUCGGGCGGUGCUUUGCGUGCUGGCGCUGCUUCUCCUGGGCGCGUAG